GUUUUCACUCCCAUCCAGGAGGCGGCGCUGUGGCUCUCACGCUCCGUUAGCUUAGCCGCACUAGCAUCAGCGAACAAGGUGUAAACACACAUAUGGCAGCGCGUUGAACGUGCAGUGGAUGGAGUGGAAUAACACCAAUAUCCUAACAUUGUAUUGUGUGAUAUAACGUCUGAAAUCAAACUGGAUCUGCCUCCGGAUCGGCCCCGACCGAAGCCAUGGCUCAUUUAACGCAAAACCCCGCAGAUAAGGAGAGGUUCAUCUGCCUCUAUCCCGUCUACAUCAACAGCAAGAAGACGCUGGCUGAGGGACGCCGCAUCCCCUCAGAGAAGGCGGUGGAGAACCCGUCCUGCGCCGAGAUCAGAGACGUCCUGACGGCGGCCGGCGUCAACGUCUAUGUGGAGAACAAGAUGCACCCCAGGGAGUGGAACCGGGACGCCCAGUUCAAAGGUCGGGUCAGAGUUCAGAUGAAGCAGGAGGACGGCAGCCUGUGUCAGGACAAGUUCAGCUGCCGUAAGGAUGUGAUGAUGUACGUGGCUGAGAUGAUCCCCAAACUAAAGACUCGCACCCAGAAGAGCGCCGGCGGCGACCCCAGCUCGCAGCAGGGGGAGGGGGGCAAGAAGAGCAAGAAGAAGAAGAAAUAGACCCCCGAAGGCCACCGGCUCCUUUUAGUUUUAUUUAAUUCCCGAUUUAGGUGGAUAUUGAGCGGAGUGAGAGCCCCAACUGGAGCCUUCCUCCUUAAAGGGCUCAGCACCCCGUCAGUAAAACACUUCCUGUCUUUACUAGACCCGUUUUCAUCACAGAAGGCCUGAGUUUGGGAACUGGAACGUUUCUUUUCAAACCUUUUUGAGAGUUUCUGUGUUUCUUUAGAUGAAUAAACGCCUCCUUUUCUCACCGAGUUGUUUUAAAUCCUUCCAUCGCUCUCAGGAAGAAGCAG
Messenger RNA from Menidia menidia (Atlantic silverside), 934 nucleotides. The record is from the annotation of a GenBank genome assembly. NCBI's taxonomy places the organism in Eukaryota, Metazoa, Chordata, Actinopteri, Atheriniformes, Atherinopsidae.